Messenger RNA from Thyridium curvatum, 732 nucleotides. RefSeq lists its product as uncharacterized. The transcript has 4 exons. Gene Ontology annotation, biological process: proton motive force-driven ATP synthesis. Gene Ontology annotation, molecular function: proton transmembrane transporter activity. Lineage: Eukaryota; Fungi; Ascomycota; Sordariomycetes; Thyridiales; Thyridiaceae. Bases 1 to 732 code for a protein of 243 amino acids. The record is from RefSeq and is a predicted model, not a curated record.
AUGGCGUCCCGUUUGGCUAGAACCGCUGUCGGGGCCGCCCGCCUCCGACCUUCCAUCGCUCCGCGAUCCCUCCCGGCCCUCACCUCCCUGACGACCGUCCGCCCGGCGUCCAACGUCCCGACCGAGGAGCCCAAGGCCAAGGCCCAGUCCAUCAUCGAUGCCAUCCCCGGCAACUCGCUGAUCUCCAAGACCGCCAUCCUGUCCUCCGCCGCCGGACUGUCCGUCUACGCCCUCAGCAACGAGUACUAUGUCGUCAACGAGGAGACCGUCGUCGCCUUCUGCCUGCUGAGCGUCUGGGGCGCUCUCAUCAAGUACGGUGGCCCCAUGUACAAGGAGUGGGCCGAGGCACAGAACGAGAAGAUCAAGGGCAUCCUGAACGCCGCCCGCAAGGACCACACCCAGGCCGUCAAGAACCGCAUCGGCGACGUCCAGCAGAUGUCUGGUGUCAUCGACAUCACCAAGUCUCUGUUCGCUGUUUCCAAGGAAACCGCCAAGAUUGAGGCCGAGGCUUUCGAGCUUGAGCAGCAGACUGCUCUGGCCGCCGAGGCCAAGAACGUCCUGGACUCGUGGGUCCGCUACGAGAGCCAGGUCAAGCAGCGCCAGCAGCGCGAGCUGGCCGAGUCCGUCAUUGCCAAGGUCCAGAAGGAGCUCGAGAACCCCAAGGCUCUGCAGCAGAUCCUGCAGCAGGCCGUCGCCGAUGUUGAGAAGAUCGUCUCGUCCAAGGCCCAAUAG